CUCUCUCAGGGUGGUAACACCAGUCUGAAUAUGAACCACUAUGCCACUAAGAAGACGGUGGCAGGGAGCAUGUUAGACGUGGCCCUGCUGAUGGCCAACGCUGCCCAGCUGAAGGCCGUCCUGGAGCAGGGGCCAGACUUCAGGUACUACGUCACCGUCCUGGUCCUCAUCGGGUCGUCACUGCUCUUCCAGGUGCUGGCUGGGGUGCUGUUUGUCGCCAUGGCACGUAAGGACCUGAACAACGUGGCCAACCAGAGGAAGCUGGACAUCAUGAACAACGUGGCCACCGGCCUCGUCUUCAUCACCGCCAUCAUCAACAUCUUCAUCACCGCAUUUGGAGUGCAGAAGACUGGCCUGUACCCCAAAACCUAGACAGUAAACUGACCUGUACCCCAAAACCUAGACAGAAGACUGGCCUGUACCCCAAAACCUAGACAGAAGACUGGCCUGUACCCCAAAACCUAGACAGUAGACUGGCCUGUACCCCAAAACCUAGACAGAAGACUGGCCUGUUCCCUAAAACCUAGACUGAAGACUGACCUGUACCCCAAAACCUAGAAUGAAGACUGACCUGUACCCCAAAACCUAGACUGUAGACUGACCUGUACCCCAAACCCUAGACUGAAGACUGACCUGUACCCCAAAACCUAGACUGAAGACUGACCUGUACCCCGAAACCUAGAAUGAAGACUGGCCUGUACCCCAAAACCUAGACUGAAGACUGACCUGUACCCCAAAACCUAGACUGAAGACUGACCUGUACCCCAAAACCUAGACAGUAGACUGACCUGUACCCCGAAACCUAGACUGAAGACUGAACUGUACCCCGAAACCUAGAAUGACGACUAGCCAGUACCACAAAACCUAGACUGAAGACUGACCUGUACCCCAAAACCUAGACAGUAGACUGACCUGUACCCUAAAACCUAGACAGAAGACUGGCCUGUACCCUAAAACCUAGACAGAAGACUGGUCUGUACCCUAAAACCUAGACUGAUGACUGGCCUGUACCCCACAACCUAGACAGUAGACUGGCCUGUACCCCACAACCUAGACUGAAGACUGACCUGUACCCCAAAACCUAGACUGAAGACUGACCUGUACCCCAAAACCUAGACAGUAGACUGACAGGUACCCUAAAACCUAGACAGUAGACUGACCUGUACCCCAAAACCUAGACAGUAGACUGACCUGUACCCCAAAACCUAGACAGUAGACUGACCUGUACCCCAAAACCUAGACUGAAGACUGACCUGUACCCCAAAACCUAGACAGUAGACUGACCUGUACCCCGAAACCUAGACUGAAGACUGAACUGUACCCCGAAACCUAGAAUGACGACUAGCCAGUACCACAAAACCUAGACUGAAGACUGACCUGUACCCCAAAACCUAGACAGUAGACUGACCUGUACCCUAAAACCUAGACAGAAGACUGGCCUGUACCCUAAAACCUAGACAGAAGACUGGUCUGUACCUUAAAACCUAGACUGAAGACUGGCCUGUACCCCACAACCUAGACAGUAGACUGGCCUGUACCCCACAACCUAGACUGAAGACUGACCUGUACCCCAAAACCUAGACUGAAGACUGACCUGUACCCCAAAACCUAGACAGUAGACUGACAGGUACCCUAAAACCUAGACAGUAGACUGACCUGUACCCCAAAACCUAGACAGUAGACUGACCUGUACCCCAAAACCUAGACAGUAGACUGACCUGUACCCCAAAACCUAGACUGAAGACUGACCUGUAACCCACAACCUAGACUGAAGACUGGCCUGUACCCCACAACCUAGACAGUAGACUGACCUGUACCCCAAAACCUAGACAUUAGACUGACCUGUACCCCAAAACCUAGACAGUAGACUGACCUAUACCCCACAACCUAGACAGUAGACUGACCUGUACCCCUAAACCUAGACAGUAGACUGACCUGUACCCCACAACCUAGACAGUAGACUAACCUGUACCCCAAAACCUAGAGUGAUAUACUUCAGCGAUAUAUCUUUCAAAACGCGGCAAUACGGGUUCACUAUUAUUUUCUAUUGUAACUUUUUUUUAUCAGAAGAGAUUUGUAAAAGAAAGAUAUGAAUCAUUUAAAUGUCAAAAAGUAGAAUUGUCUUAUUCUAAUGUGUAUGGCCCAGAAAUCAAAUUAAAGACAAGUGUUUGGGCUACAGAUUAGUCUCUCUAGACAAACGGGUUGCCUCUCACAAUUUAACAAUGUUCAAGCAUGUCCUUGGUCUGGGAUUUCCAAGAAUGGCUCCAGACCAUAGGGUCUUCAGAUAAUAUAAGGGGAAACAGUGACUACUAGUGGUCUUUAUUUUACUAAUAAAAGAAUGAUACUCACUGUGUCCAAAAUGUGUCUCUAAUGCAAUAAACUCCAUAAAACAA
Oncorhynchus kisutch (coho salmon) is the source of this 2393-nucleotide messenger RNA. Its product is annotated as ninjurin-2-like. Gene Ontology annotation, biological process: tissue regeneration; cell adhesion. The record is from RefSeq and is a predicted model, not a curated record. Gene Ontology annotation, cellular component: membrane. The annotation marks the transcript as partial. NCBI's taxonomy places the organism in Eukaryota, Metazoa, Chordata, Actinopteri, Salmoniformes, Salmonidae. The transcript has 3 exons.